UUUUCUGCAGGCAGUGAGAGCGUCAUCUUUCUUUCCCCUUCGAUCCCCCACUCUUCCUCUCUUAAAUUCGCCCCUUUUUCCGCUCCAAUCUCUCUCUCUCCUGUUCCAUCAACCACACUGGUAUUCCUCCUUUAUCUCUUCCUGCUCUUUGUCACUCCUCAGGCAUCAAGCCCCCAUUUCCCUUCUCCAAAACUUCCAAUCCCUCACUUCGAACUUAACUCCUCAGUCACCAUGGGCAAAAAAGCCAUCCAGUUCGGAGGCGGCAACAUAGGCCGUGGCUUCGUCGCAGAGUUCCUUCACACUGCAGGCUACGAAGUCGUCUUUGUUGAUGUCAUGGAGAAUGUCAUAGACGCGCUCCAGCAGAACAAGUCGUACGAGGUCACCGAGGUCAGCGAAAAGGGUGAGACCACCAAGACCGUCUCCAACUACCGCGCCAUCAACUCCAAGACCAACGAGAGUGACGUGAUUGAGGAGAUUGCCACGGCGGAUGUCGUCACCUGUGCUGUCGGUCCUCGUGUCCUCAAGUUCAUCGCUCCCCUGAUUGCCAAGGGUAUCGACGCUCGUACCGUGUCGAAACCCGUCGCGGUCAUCGCCUGCGAGAACGCCAUUGGUGCCACUGACACCCUCCACGGCUUCAUCAAAGACAGCACCGAUCCUGAGCGUGUCAAGACUCUCUACUCACGUGCCCAGUUUGCCAACUCUGCCAUCGACCGCAUCGUGCCUAACCAGCCCCCCGACGCUGGCCUCAACGUCCGUAUCGAGAAGUUCUACGAGUGGGUCGUCGAGCAGACUCCGUUCGGUGAUGUCGGCCACCCGGACAUCCCCGCCAUUCACUGGGUCGACCAUCUUGAGCCGUAUAUCGAGCGGAAGCUGUACACCGUCAACACCGGACACGCUACUACCGCCUAUUACGGCUACCAGGCAGGCAAGAAGACAAUUGCUGAGGCCCUUGCUGACAAGAACAUUCGCGAUACUGUCCACCGCGUUCUAGAAGAGACGGCCUCCCUCAUCAUUGCCAAGCAUGAGAUCUCCGAGAGAGCGCAGAAGGAUUACGUCGACGUUAUCGUACGUCGUAUUUCCAACCCGUACUUGGAGGAUACUGUCGAGCGUGUUGGUCGUGCCCCUGUGCGCAAGGUUUCUCGUCAGGAGCGUUUCAUCGGACCUGCUGCGCAGCUCGCUGAACGCGGAAUGAAGUGUGAUUCCUUGUUGGCUGCAGUCGAGAUGGCCCUCCGCUUCCAGAACGUGCCUGGUGAUGAUGAGAGCGUGGAACUCGCCAAGAUCCUCAAGGAACACCCAGCUACCGAUGCCACAGCCAAACUCACCGGACUGGAGAAGAAUCAUCCAUUGUUCCCGCGUGUCGUGCAGGUGGUGGAAAAGGUUCAGAGGGAUACAAAAGGGAACGAACAUGAACGAAAUGGCUCCAACGCUCGCAACGCGUCAGGCUUACCCGCAGGACGGGGCCUGUUCAGGAGAGCAUUCUCAGCGAAGUUAUGACGGCGCGAAGGGACUCGGGUAUACAUGGGCAUUAGGUUGCAUCGAUAGGCUACAGGUUAUGGGCAUGCUUUCGGCGCAAAGCUAGUAAUACAAUACAGGUUAUGGUUGCC
Messenger RNA from Monascus purpureus, 1604 nucleotides. Lineage: Eukaryota; Fungi; Ascomycota; Eurotiomycetes; Eurotiales; Aspergillaceae. The record is from the annotation of a GenBank genome assembly.